AGGAGGGAGCGAUGCAAUGCCCAGGGCUGCUCCCCAGAAACCUCGCUGCUCCUGGUGAUCCCGUUCGCCAUGUGAUCCCGGCAGAGCUGAGGCUGGCUCCGAAAUGGGAACCCUAGGGAAGAGGAAGGAGAACCCUUUGCAAUGGAAAUCCAGGGUGGAAAAAAAAAGAAGUCUGUUCACUUCCACUCCCCUUACACGCUGACUAACUGCUGAAACCUGCACAAAGAUGCAGCACUGCCCCUAAAACAGCACUUGAACUGAAGCAGAUCAGUCGUUGUGCCUCCCAUUCAAAUCCUACCCAGAUUACUGAGUUCAGAAUAAUGAUGCCUUUGGGACACUUAGCCAAAGGCGCCAGCCUGGAGAACCUCAUUGAAACCUGCCUUCAGUCUUUUGAUUCAGAAGGAAACCUAUAUCAAAACAACCAGCUGCUACAGAUAACACUGACCAUGCACAGAGUUAUCAUCCCCUCUGAGGAUGUGCUCCGAAAACUAAUUGAUCUAUAUCUGGAUGCUUUAGAAAAGAAAUCUGGGCUUUGUGUAAAGAUAUGCUAUUUUGUAAGGUAUUGGAUAACAGAGUUCUGGAUCAUGUUCAAAAUGGAUUCUAGUCUAAUUAACACCAUGGAGGAAUUUCAGAAAUUGGUGAGAGCUAAUGGUGAGGAGUUACACUGUCGCCUAAUUGACACAACUCAAAUAAAUUCCCGGGAUUGGUCCCGAAAGCUUACACAGCGGAUAAAGCCCAACACCAGUAAGAAAAGGAAAGUCUCACUUCUCUUUGAUCAUCUAGAGCCGGAAGAGCUAUCAGACCACCUCACCUACCUUGAAUUUAAGUCCUUCCGAAGAAUAUCAUUCUCAGAUUACCAGAAUUACAUUGUAAACAGCUGUGUAAAGGAGAAUCCAACGAUGGAAAGGUCCAUUGCUCUUUGUAAUGGUAUCUCCCAAUGGGUACAACUAAUGGUACUCAGUAGGCCAACACCACAGCUUCGGGCUGAAGUAUUCAUCAAGUUUAUUCAUGUUGCACAGAAGCUCCACCAGUUGCAGAAUUUCAAUACUUUAAUGGCAGUGAUAGGAGGUCUCUGUCACAGCUCUAUCUCCAGACUCAAGGAAACAAGCUCUUAUGUUCCUCAUGAGGUCAACAAGGUGUUUAAUGAAAUGACAGAACUGCUCUCAUCUUAUAGGAACUAUGACAAUUAUCGACGUGCCUACAAUGAGUGCACUAACUUUAAGAUCCCAAUCCUUGGGGUCCACUUGAAAGACCUGAUCUCCCUUUAUGAGGCCAUGCCAAAUUACUUAGAGGACCAAAAAAUUAAUGUGCAUAAACUACAGUCUCUGUAUAACCACAUAAAUGAACUGAUACAACUCCAGGAGAUGGCACCUCCCUUAGAAGCUAAUAAGGAUCUUGUUCAUCUGCUCACGCUGUCACUUGAUCUUUACUACACUGAAGAUGAAAUAUAUGAACUAUCGUAUGCACGAGAGCCAAGAAGCCACCGAGCUGCACCUUUGACACCUUCCAAACCACCGGUAGUUGCAGACUGGGCCUCAGGCAUAGCUCCAAAACCUGAUCCAAAGACAAUCAGCAAGCACGUUCAGAGAAUGGUGGAUUCUGUCUUCAAAAAUUAUGACCAUGAUCAGGAUGGAUACAUUUCUCAGGAAGAAUUUGAAAAGAUUGCAGCCAGCUUUCCAUUCUCAUUUUGUGUCAUGGACAAGGACAGGGAAGGUCUGAUUAGCAGGGAUGAAAUAACAGCUUACUUUAUGAGGGCUAGCUCGAUCUAUUCUAAAUUAGGUCUUGGCUUUGCUCACAACUUCCAAGAGACCACUUACCUAAAGCCUACGUUCUGUGACAACUGUGCUGGAUUUCUCUGGGGAGUUAUUAAGCAAGGAUAUAGAUGCAAAGACUGUGGAAUGAACUGUCACAAGCAAUGCAAAGACCUGGUUGUAUUUGAGUGCAAGAAAAGAUCCAAAAGCAUGACUGCAGAUAACAGCCCGACCUCAGCCCUCGCUUCUAGCCUCUGUCCUGUAGGAGUCAAAGAGCAAUUCCAUGGGCAGGAGGAAGGACCAUUUACAUUUCCUAAUGAAGAAGUGGCUGAACACAAUGAAGAGAGCAAGGACCGAACAAUUAUGCUUAUGGGUGUCUCGUCCCAAAAAAUCUCAGUGAGAGUGAAGCCAGCUGUUCUUGACAAGAGCACACAGACUGAGCCAGCACUGACAAAUAGCGCUGUACCCAGUAGGCAGAUAGAGAAGGAGCAUGGGAUGCCAUCGGAAAAUAUUUAUCUUCAGCCCGCAACACCAUCCCCAUGCCCAAGCCCAGUUCUAAGCCGCAAAAAGGCUUAUGUAAAAUGGGAAAACAAAGACUCAAGUCAGAAACGAAAGGAUGAGCAGCACAUCUAUAAACCCUCAUACCAGGAAGUGGAGCAGGAAAGAAAUAUUCUAAAGGCAGAAAAUGAAGCUUUAAAGAUUCAGCUUAAACAGGCACACAAAACAAUUGAAUCUCUCAGUAUUCAACGCAGAAAUCAUGUCUUGGAUAAUACACAACACAGAGACUGCGCGUAGCUGACAAGGCACAAGCUCUCCUCUGGAUGAAUGUAAAAGGAGAGGGCUUUUUGAACUGUGACAAAGCUGCUGUAUUCAAGUGAACAGGAAACAGAGACUGAAAGAUUUUAAACAGAAAUAUACUCUGUUGAAUCAGCGUAUUUUGCCUGUUCAAUAUACUGCUGAAUGUAUAAAUGUGUUCCUUUCUCUGACAGUUUAAAAUAAUUUAUCUUCUGAACCCGGGAAUUAAUACGUUCUGGAAUCUCUCUCAAGAAGGGUGAUAUAGGCCCUGAAGUUUAUAUUUAUCAUCAGUAAGCAACUUCCAUGUCCAAUAUGGAUGAUGCGACUCUACAAAUAGCUACUGUUUCUAUCAAGUGCCCAGUGCCCACCUACAAGUGUUCCAACAAGGUAUGUAAUUAAGCAGACACCAUCAACUCAAAUUUGGCCCAGAUUCAGGUUUUCUAACAAACAUUUGAUAAAUCUAAGACUUUUGAGCAAUUUUUGAUAAGAUAGAAAUUUCAUGGUCCCAAUCAUCGCUGCAUUAAGAACUGGAAAGUGCAACUGAGUUCAUUGAUUUUCAUCAUCCAACAUUAGAAAUACGAACUGUCAGUAAGCAGUGAAAUGAUUUUAAGUCUUUCCUUUUUAAUGCUCUAAGAUGUGGUAUAUAAAUAUUUUUAUAACUGAUUAAAAUUAAGCGUUCCUUUAAAAUCCUCGCUUUCUGAGCUGGCCACACUUUAAACCCUGCAAAACUAAAAAUUAUAGUGCCUCAUACAGAGCACGAGACUAGAGAUUUCACACUGGAGUAUUGCUUCUACUUUAAUGUCCCAUGCUACCAUUCAGGUCAAAUAGUCUUGAUACUGGCCCUGCUGGCUCAGUGGUUAAUGGUUGAAGACAGAUUUUAUUGACAGGAGGAAAAGAUGUUGGCUAUUUUCUUUAACUUCUCUCCAUCUUUCAGUCCUUCAUUUAUAAGCGUGCAAUAUGUUCUUAUGUUUCAAGACUUAAUCAUAAGAUACAAAUAUUAAAAUUAAGGAAGGGGAAUUUUCAGUCCAUGACAGCAUUUAACUGUCAUGGCCUCCAACUAUGGAACCUAUCAAAGUUGGGGAAGUACAAAGCUCCUCACCAUUGACAGCCUUCCUCUAUAGCUUAAUUUAUUAUUUAUUAUUUUUGGCACAUCUAAGGGUACCCGCCAAGGACUAGGACUCUAGUGGGCUAAGCACUGUACAAAUAACUUGAAGGCACUCCCUGCCCCCAAGAGCUCAUGAGCUAGGAUUUGUUGGCAUAAAUACAAAACAGACUUUGUAUGUGAUUAUUAUGUGGUUGCCAGCAUUUCGGAAAAAAGUGGCCGUGGAACAAUUCUGAGAAGGCGCGGGGGGUGGUGGGGGGAGAGGAAGAGAGGGAAGGGAAGAAGUUGCAUGUACAUCAUGGGGAAUUUCAGGUUAUGUUCUUGUGGGUAGUUUAGUUCACUAACGGUUCAGCUAAGCAACCAGAAUCCACAGCAAACGUGUCUCUCCAUCGUGAACCCAUCCCUCCCCAGAGAAUCUCCUCUUCCUGCUCCUUACCUGCAGUUGUCUUUUUGGGAGGAGGACUGAAGGUCUGUAUUUCUCCACUUGCAUGGGAAAGAGGCAUCUACUUCACACUACCAGGGAGCCUCUAGCCUUCAUCUCUUUUUGUCUCUCUUGUGUUUCCUGAAUCCCUUAGGGUCCUCCUGCCCUGUCCCCAUUCUGUAUUGAAUCCAUGUACUUUUUCCUGGCCCCAGUCCCUGAGCAAUUAAUCCCCUUCCCCAAACAUGCCAUCUCAAAAUUCACUGCUUCCUCCAUCUCUCCCCUCCCCCUCCUUACAUGUGUGUUAAUUUGGUGCAAUAAACAAACAGUCUCUUUCUAACAGGAGUCCUCAGCAGCAAGAAGUUCUGCUCUGCCAUUAAAUUUCCUGCCUGACUCUCAGGACCCUGCUACACCUGCUCUUCUGCACACAUUCUCCCUCUCAGGUCCUAGGUCACUGGCUGGAGCAUCAGCUUGCUAAGGCCAUUUGUAAAGUUCUUCAACUGCCUUGUCUAAAAAUCCAUGCCAGUGUGGGUCAGAUUUUUGACACAGACUAUUAAUUUGUGCAUGUGGAACCGGCAUUUGGGGCUGUACCUAGCUCCCACUGAAAUCAACAGCAAAACCUCCAUUGGCUAAACUGGGAAAAAGAACAAGCCCUACCACAAGUCACGUAACUGCAUUUCUGAUUUUUGCACAGGUAUAAAAAUAUCUCCCAUUGUUUCUGAAACUAGGUUCUUGUCUGUAGUUCUGGUAUCCCUGUAUGUCUGUGAUAGUGCAAGAAACACUCUUUAUAGGAGAGAGCUCCCCAGCCUGUGCCCUUUUGACCAAGAAGCCUGAGUGCUGGAGGUUUCAGACACUCUCCUUUCGCUACCUCAUCUUAGAGGCUGAAGGUUGCUGUACCUCCCUGGGAUGAUCUGCCUGGAGUUCCCAAACAGUCUAGUUUUCAAAAGUCUGAUGCUCAUUUACAAGGUUCCUUUACACUGCUCUACCGGCAUAAAGGUGUUCUAAUGUAAAUACAUUUCAGGGGGUGUAAAUUUAAUUAAGAAUAGAGAGGAAUAGACAUAGGCUCUGUAUACGGUAUUUAAUCUAACACUGUAAAAUUCAGCUAGAUAGGUUCUCCUUAUGACAAACUCUUAGAAAUAUGAUGUAUUUUUAUUUGCUGUGGGCAUGUCUAUCCAGGGAAAUUCAGAUUAAGGUAAAGCGUGAAUUUAAAGCAGAAUAGCUAUUCUUGAUUAACUCCCUUAACCCAUUUUAGAUUAAGCUAAUUCAGAAUAAGGCACUCUUAUUCCAGAUUAAAAACAUCUACACAGGGAGUUAAUCAAGAACAACUUUAAAUUUAAAUCCAACCUUAAUCUGAACUUCCCUAUAGACAAGCCCACAAAAAAUAAAAAUUCGAGCUGUCAAGGAAUUUAAAAAAAAUUAAUCGGGAUUAAUUGCACUGUUAAACAAUA
Molecule: messenger RNA, 5514 nt
Organism: Trachemys scripta elegans
Lineage: Eukaryota; Metazoa; Chordata; Testudines; Emydidae
Gene: RASGRP1
Product: RAS guanyl releasing protein 1
Exons: 18
Coding region: 321-2546 (741 amino acids)
Biological process (GO): positive regulation of GTPase activity; Ras protein signal transduction
Cellular component (GO): plasma membrane
Molecular function (GO): guanyl-nucleotide exchange factor activity; calcium ion binding
Source: RefSeq, a predicted model, not a curated record